GCGACGUCGCCAUGGAAAAUGGAUUCUGUCAUAUGGUGUAACAUGUGGAAUACAACAUUCCAGGGAUGUUUGGCAGGUUGGAUGUGGAGAAUGAACAGAUUCAACCGGCCCAGUUCGACCACUGGGCUAUUCGUUGCCCUCGCAUGUGUUGUGGCUGGUAUGGCAGAGUGUAUGAUAUUCUGCGAGAAGAGAAAGAUUGCGAAAUAUGAGCGUAAAGUAGUGCCUCAAGAGAGGGAAACAGGGUCCAGUGGGUUUGCACCCGAAACAGAAAACCCUUUUUAAAUCUCUAGCUUACACUGAGUUCUAUAUAUAAUUAUCGUAAUUUUUUCUGCAUCAUGAGUCUGCCCCCUGUUGCACACUCAAAAUGAACCUCAAAACAUACUAGUUGUCCCAUAAUCUACCAAUUUGGCUAAACAGAAAUCGC
Messenger RNA from Aspergillus alliaceus, 424 nucleotides. RefSeq lists its product as uncharacterized. The record is from RefSeq and is a predicted model, not a curated record. The transcript has a single exon. NCBI's taxonomy places the organism in Eukaryota, Fungi, Ascomycota, Eurotiomycetes, Eurotiales, Aspergillaceae. The coding region runs from base 19 to 282 and encodes 87 amino acids.